AUGAAAGUCUUAUGUGUUGCUGAGAAGAACAAAAUUUCCAAGAGUGUUUCGGCUUCCCUUUCACGAAACAACUUCCAAUCAAGAAAUACAAAAAGUAAAUAUGUCAAGAAUUACAGCUUCAGGUUCAACUUUCCUCAAUGGGAUGACUGCGACGUAGUGAUGACAGCUGUUUCAGGCCAUAUCAUGCAGAAGGAAAUUCCUAGUGAUUAUGGUUGGGGAAAAGUACCUAACGAUUCAUUGUUUAGAUGUCCCAUAGUCACAAGAUAUGGUGAUGAUAACGCCAAAAAGAUCGCCGAAAACAUCUCAGAUCUUGCAAAGAAUUCAGAUAUUUUGAUGAUCUGGACAGAUUGUGAUAGGGAAGGUGAAUAUAUCGGCUGGGAAAUACUGAAAGCCGCUCAAGAAGGGAAUCCUUCUUUCACUCUCGACAAUACAUAUCGUGCAAGGUUUUCCCAUCUCGAAGGUAAGCAUAUCUAUAGUGCUGCAUGUAAUCCUGUUCGAUUGGAUAAGCUGGCAAUAGACGCUGUUGAUACGAGAAUGGAAAUCGAUUUAAGAACAGGGUACUGUUUUACACGACUUUUGACUGACUCUUUUCGAAAUGUGAUAAAGCCUAAUAUUGCUAAUGACGACAAUAGCAAUGGAAACUCCGCAAAAGGUAAGAAGAAAAAUGACAAAAUGAUAAGUUAUGGUAACUGUCAGUUUCCAACUUUAGGUUUCGUUGUCGAUCGAUUUCGGAGGAUAAAGUACUUUAAAGAAGAAGAAUUUUGGGGAAUAGAUCUCAAUUUGAAAAAAGAUCGUAAAAAGUUCCCUUUUAUCUGGGAACGAAAUCGUUUGUACGAUAGAUUACAGAUUGUAUGCAUCUACCAAAACUGCAUAAACGAGCAGAGUGAUCAUGUCGUUGUGAAACAUGUUUCGACAAAUCCAACUUCUCGAUAUGCACCUCUCCCAUUGACCACAGUUGAGCUACAGAAGGAUUGUUCAAGGUAUUUCAAGUUUAGUGCUAAGGACACAUUGCAAGUAGCAGAAAAUCUGUAUACUAAGGGGUUGAUUUCGUAUCCACGUACGGAAACCGAUAGUUUCCCACGCAGUAUGGACUUCAAGCAUUUUAUUUCUAUGCAGACUGCUUCCUCGGAAUGGGGGGAAUAUUCAUCAUCACUUCUGGACGAAUCAAACCAUAAAUUUCGGGUACCAAGGCGUGGUAAGCAUGAUGAUGAGGCACAUCCUCCAAUUCAUCCUGUUGGUUAUGCUGAUAAUCUGACAGGUAAAGAAAAAACCGUUUACGAAUAUGUUGUCAGGCGAUUUCUUGCGUCUUGUUCGUUGGAUGCCACUGGUUCGAUGACCAGCAUUAAAGUACAGUGGUCUACGGAAACUUUUCACAGUACUGGACUAGUUGUUUUGGAGCGUAAUUAUCUAGAUGUUUUCAAGUGGGAUCACUGGGACAGUUCUAAAAAAGGGUUACCCAGUGUGGCAGUUGGUGAACAUAUUCAAAUUUCGGAUGCAACAAUAUCUUCGGGUAAGACUGCACCUCCUCAGCCGUUAACUGAAACUGAGUUGAUCUCGUUGAUGGAUGUGAAUGGAAUUGGGACAGAUGCCACCAUCGCUGAUCAUAUUGACAAAAUCUUAACAAGGGAAUAUAUUAUAAAGCAGAAAUUAGGGUCAGGAAAAUCGUCGAAAGAAGUUUUUCAUCCAACUAUCUUAGGUUACGGGCUUGCAGAUGGAUUUGGCAAGUUGGGUUUCAACAAUAUAUCUUUAACGAAGCCUUUCAUGAGGAAGGAUAUGGAGAAUGAUCUUGCUGACAUCUGCCAGGGAUCAAAACCAAAAGAUCGGGUCUUGAAAGAAACUCUUGAAGUUUAUCGAGAUGCAUACACUAUCACCGAUGAAAAAGUGUCAACCUUAGUAAAUGCAUACAAAUCGGCAUUAAACCACUCACGUUCAUAG
This is a messenger RNA of Pichia membranifaciens NRRL Y-2026, 1935 nucleotides long. RefSeq lists its product as hypothetical. Gene Ontology annotation, cellular component: nucleus. Bases 1 to 1935 code for a protein of 644 amino acids. Gene Ontology annotation, molecular function: DNA binding; DNA topoisomerase type I (single strand cut, ATP-independent) activity. Gene Ontology annotation, biological process: DNA topological change. Lineage: Eukaryota; Fungi; Ascomycota; Pichiomycetes; Pichiales; Pichiaceae. The transcript has a single exon. The record is from RefSeq and is a predicted model, not a curated record.